This is a messenger RNA of Penicillium alfredii, 882 nucleotides long. RefSeq names its product enoyl-CoA hydratase echA (gene echA). Gene Ontology annotation, molecular function: enoyl-CoA hydratase activity. The record is from RefSeq and is a predicted model, not a curated record. Gene Ontology annotation, biological process: fatty acid beta-oxidation. The coding region runs from base 1 to 882 and encodes 293 amino acids. Lineage: Eukaryota; Fungi; Ascomycota; Eurotiomycetes; Eurotiales; Aspergillaceae. Gene Ontology annotation, cellular component: mitochondrion. The transcript has 4 exons.
AUGUUUGCCCGUCGUUGUGCCCGUCUCGCCAUCGCUCGAACGGCUGUGCCCUUGACCUCGUACUUAGCUCGCGUCCGGCCGUACUCGUCCGCUGCUCCGAGCUAUGAGCACAUCCUCACCUCGAUCCCCAAACCUGGCGUUGGACUGAUCACAUUGAACCGGCCCAAGGCGCUUAACGCGCUCUCCAGUCCGCUUUUCAAGGAGCUGAACGCAGCACUAGACAACUACGACAAUGACAAGAGCAUCGGUGCAAUUAUUAUCACCGGAAGCGAGAAGGCAUUCGCAGCCGGCGCCGACAUCAAAGAGAUGGCUCCACUGAGCUUCUCCGCCGCAUACAACGACAAUUUCAUCGCGCCAUGGUCUCACCUCAGCAAUGCGAUCCGCACACCAGUCAUCGCAGCCGUUUCAGGCUACGCGCUCGGCGGCGGCUGCGAGCUGGCACUGAUGUGCGACAUCCUUUACUGCACCAGCAAGGCAAGCUUUGGACAGCCCGAAGUCAAGCUCGGCACCAUUCCUGGCGCCGGUGGAUCGCAGCGCUUGACGCGGGCGAUCGGCAAGAGCAGGGCCAUGGAAUUGAUUCUGACGGGCAGGAACUUUAGCGGUAAGGAGGCCGGCGAGUGGGGAGUGGCGGCGCGCGUGGUCGAGGGUGGCAAGGACGAGCUGCUGGAGGAGGCGCUGAAGACGGCCGAGACUAUCGCUGGGUAUAGUCGCGUGGCGGUCCUUGCUGCCAAGGAGGUCGUGAAUAAGAGUCAGGAGCUAUCGCUGCGGGAGGGCGUCGAGUACGAGCGUAGCUUGUUCCAUGGGUUGUUUGGCAGUAAGGACCAGAAGAUUGGUAUGACUGCUUUCGCGGAGAAGAAGAAGCCCGAGUGGUCGCACGAGUAA